Molecule: messenger RNA, 2886 nt
Organism: Plasmodium relictum
Lineage: Eukaryota; Apicomplexa; Aconoidasida; Haemosporida; Plasmodiidae
Product: conserved Plasmodium protein, unknown function
Exons: 7
Coding region: 1-2886 (961 amino acids)
Biological process (GO): Golgi organization; protein transport; intra-Golgi vesicle-mediated transport
Cellular component (GO): membrane; COG complex
Source: RefSeq, a predicted model, not a curated record
AUGAAGGAUGAUAUUUUUUUGAAUAAAGCGGAGUUAUUAAAAAGCGAAAAUAUAAUGAAGGUUAUGAAAGAUCCCAUGGAAUUUGUAAUAGAAGCAAAUAAAUAUAAAACAAUAUUCGAAAUAAAAAAUGAUCUUGAGUUAAUGAAAAAUAUAAUUCAUAAUGAUAUUAUAAAAAUUUUGAAUAGAAAUUCUGAGGAAUUUAUGUCAUUACCAUCAAAUUUAAACAUUAUUGAAAAUGCAAUACCAAUUUUAGAAAAAGAAGUUAAAAUUUCUAAAAAUUUUGUUAAAAAAUUAUUAAGUGAAAUAAAUACUAUUAAUGAUAACACUCAUCAAAUAUUAAUAGAUAAAAUCAAUAUUUAUUACAUUAAAAAUAUUCUAAAUAAUAAUAUUGAAAUAGAGCAAUUACUAAAUAAGAUACAAAAGGAAAUUGGGAGAUAUGAAAAAUCUGAAAAUUAUAUUUUUUUAGUAGAUAUACAAAAUAAAUUUAAUUUAAGUAGUGAUGACAUAACUAACAGUAUUAUAGAGGAUUUAUGUAAAAAUAAUUCUUACAUUCUUUACCAUUUAAGUCAAAGAAUAAUAAAUUUAUCUAAAGGGAUAUGGAAAAUAAAGGCAAUGUUAUAUAAUAAUUAUAAAAGAAUAAAUAAAAUAUCUAAUAGUUUAGAAGAUUUUAAUAAUCUUAUUAUAAAAUAUGGCAUUUCAGCUAAAUGUGAUAAUGAAAUUAUAGAAUUAACUAAAAAUUAUUCCUACGAGAGAUUUAAUAAUAAUUUAAAAUGUAUUAUUAAUCAGUUAAAAAAAUGGAUAAAUCAGUUGUCUUAUAUUUUUUUAAAAAUAAUGAAAAAUAAUUUUUUAAAAAAUAUAUGUGAAAAUUUUAUUUUGAAUCAAUCAAUGAAUUAUAUUUUAAAUACAUGUUAUAUACUUAACUAUUUUGAUGUAUUUGUUAUACAAUUCCAUGAGAUAUAUAUUAAUGAUAUUGAACAUAAAGAUUUUGAAUCAUAUGAUGGAUUUUUAUUAUAUCUAAAAAAAAAUAUUUUGGAAAAUAAAAAUGUUAUUGAAAUAUGUGAAAGAAUAGAUGAAAUAGAUGAAAAUAUUUCUUUUUGUACUAUAGGAAUUGUUGAGAAAAUUUUAGGCAUUAUAAAAAGUAAAUUCCCUGAUAUAUUUCUAUUAAAAUAUUGUGAUAUUUUUAUUGAAAACUAUGUAAAAACGUCUAAUUUUUUAAAUGAAAUAAAAAAAGAGAGAAGAACUUAUGAGCAAUAUGUACUCAAUGACAAAAUUAAUGAAUUUUUAAAAAAUUUUGAAACGGAAGCAUAUACGCAAUAUAUUUUAAAUGUAUUAGAAAAUAAAAUAAACGAAAAUUAUAAGAAUAUUAUUUUGUUUGAUAAAAAAUAUAUUUUUGAUAAUAAUUUUUAUUGGUUAAAGGAAACAAUAAAUUUAAUCAAAAUCUUUAAAAUUUUGUUUACGAGUAAAUAUUAUAUUUCUAACUGUUUGUUUAAUUAUCUAUCUUUUAUAUUUAAGCAUUUCAAAAAUUAUAUUUGUAAUAUUGAAACCUUUUUAUCAUUUCUAGAAGAAAAUAGUAAUAUUAAAAUUGGUCAUAUAGAUAAAACAAAAUUUAAUUGGAGUCCAACAUUAAGUUAUAAUAGUAUAGGUUUUUUCUUAUCUGAUUUUUUAUCUCUAAGAAAAAUCUUUAAAACAAAUUAUAAAAUAAAAAGUUUCAUUAGAAACAAUAAGUUUAUUGUACCAAAAAAUAUAGGAGAUGUACCUAAUUGGAUAUUUACAAAAAUUCUUUCUAAUUAUUAUAACUUUUAUUAUGAUCACUUUAAUAGUUCUUAUAUAAGUAAUUUAAUAUCCUCAUCUGAAAAUGAAGAAAAUAUAAAUGAUAUCCUUAAGGAGAAAACUAAUUUUUCUGAUAUAAGUAAUUAUAUGAAUGACUAUUUUAAUUUAGAUUGUGAUAAAAUAAAAUUUAUAAAAAAUGAUAAAGAUAAUUUGCUGAUGAAAAAUGAUAAAAUGGAAAAUUCAGAAUUAAAUCAGGAAAUUAAAAACAGAAAUGAACCAUUAGAUGAAAAUGAAAAAGAAAAAAACAAUGUAAAUAACCCUAUAUAUAAUGAAGAUAAAGAAAAUAAAAAUAUUAAUACUAAUAUGAAUAAUAAUGAAAAUAAAAAUAUCAAUAACUUUAAAAAUGUAAUAGAUCAAGAAGCGAAAGAAAAUGAUGAAUUGAAAUUCAAAGAAAAAAAAACAACUUUUAAAAUAGGAAAGGAUAAUAAAAAUUUUUUAAAAGAAAAAAAAAAAGAAAUGAAAUUAAAUUUACACAUAUACCAAAGAAAUAACACAAAAAAAAUAAUACAUGAUAUAAAUUGCAUAAAUGGAUUUUUAAAAACUAUGUCUGAAAUCCUUAUAAAUACACAAAAAUCAUUUGAAGAAGUUUUUAUUAAUAAAAUGUUCGAAAUAUGCUCAAGCUUUUUAGUGUAUUUGCAUUCUUUGAUAGCUAUGUAUAAAAUGACUAACAAACCAGUUCCAAAAAAACCAAGUGAACAAGUUGACAAAAUCAUUCUUCCAUUAAUUUCAUUUAAAGAUUUUUAUCAAGAUAUAAUAGCAGAUAUUAUAAUUGAAGAAAUAAUAACAAAAAUCGUUGAUAAAAUAAGUGAUCAUUAUCUUCAAGAAAUAAAGAAUAUAAUUAAUGUAAAAAUUAGUGAACAGAAUGAAAAGAUAAUAAAAUUAAAUUUAACUGAUUCAUUAAAAGAAAAUGAUAUACUUGAUGAUGAAAAAAUACAAAGACAAAUAUUUUUAGAUGUAUGUCAUUAUGAAAAAAUAUGUGAUAAUCAUUUUAACAUAAACAAGAACACAAAUACAAGUAUGAAUACAUUAUUGAAUCAUUUUGCCUUAAAAAAUUAA